Molecule: messenger RNA, 1739 nt
Organism: Centruroides sculpturatus (bark scorpion)
Lineage: Eukaryota; Metazoa; Arthropoda; Arachnida; Scorpiones; Buthidae
Exons: 2
Coding region: 93-1691 (532 amino acids)
Source: RefSeq, a predicted model, not a curated record
GUUCUGGUAGCCUUUUCAGUUUGGAGUCUGGAAAGCAAGAGUCACGUUAAGCUGUCACUUAGAAAUAGGAAUCAUUUUUGAAUAAUUUUUUAAUGAAUAAUUCCAAAUUAACACAUUUGACCACAAUUCGCGUUUUUCACCGGAUGCUCGCCCUCUGGUGUUUAAAAACAGAACUACUCUAUCUGGGUCGUUCGAAUGUUCUUCGUAUAUUGUCAGCAGUAAAGAUGAAUAGUAAAAGUAAAGCUUUCUGUUGUGUUCCAAAUUGUAAUUCCAAAGCCAUACGCGAUCCCGAUAUAAGUUUUCAUGUAUUCCCACAUGAAAAACAGAUGAUUUUUCGUAAAUCAGAAUUCGGAGAAUCUCAGAAAUGUAACCGACGGAAAGAGUGGAUUCGACUGCUAAGAAUUGGAAAAAAAGUUACGAAGUAUAUGGUAGUAUGUUCGAAACAUUUUACUCCUGAAGAUUAUAUUUUGUCAUCAUAUGCAUGUAAAAGAAGACAUUUAAAGAAAACUGCCGUACCAAGUUUACUUUUACCAGAGAGCAGUAUUUGUACAAAAACAUGUUCUAAAAGAAUUAAAAGAAAUAAGUUUUCAGAAAAAACGUAUCAGACAGAAGAAACUUCCCAUGCAAUUGAGUCAGAAAUCAGUGAUAGAGAACAAAUAGAAGAAACUUCCCAUGCAAUUGAGUCUGAAAUUAAUGAUAGAGAAGCUGCUGAAACACUUUUAAUGUUAUGCAAUUCUAAUUAUGAUAAAAAUUUAAAAUGUCACAGAUCAGUUGGCAUACAAAUAUCCACUGCAGAAUUUUUGGUAAAUAUACGUAAUUUCAUUAAGACAGAAUCCCAACUAAAUUCCAUUACUGGUAUACCAACUUUUGAACUAUUUAAUGCUAUUGUUAAACUUUUUAGUGAUGUAUGUAAAACAAAACAAAUCAGUAAUACUAAUUUUUCUUUUGAAGAUAAACUUUUUAUGGUCCUAAUCAAAAUGAAAUUAAAUAUUUCUUUUUCUGUUAUAUCUAUAUUUUUUCAUUGUUCUGUACCAACUGCAAGUAGAAUAUUUUACCCAAGUGUGAAAAUUCUUGCUUCCGUACUUAAGUGUGCAAUUGUUUGGCCAUCAAAAACAAAUAUUUUAGAAAAUAUGCCUAAAUGUUUCGACAAGUUUCGUAAUGUAAGAGUAAUUUUGGACUGCUCAGAAAUUACAGUGCAGAGACCAAAGUGUUUAAAGUGUCGAAUACGUUGCUACUCACACUAUAAAGGUGACACAACUAUAAAAUUUUUAAUAGGUGUUUCACCAGGUGGAAUUGCAACAUUUUUAAGUAGUGCAUAUGGAGGCAGAACUUCUGAUAAGGCAAUCUUUGAACAGAGUGAUAUCUUAAAUUUAUUAACACCUUAUAGUGACUCAGUGAUGGUUGAUAAAGGCUUUUUAAUUGAUAAACUUUGUUUAGAAAAAGGAAUAGAAGUAAUUCAACCACCAUUUUUGAAAAAAAAUAAACAACUAAAUAAAUGUGAAGCACUGAGAACAAAGGAUAUUGCAUGUGCCAGAGUGCACGUUGAAAGAUUUAUUCAGCGAAUUAAACAGUUUAAGAUAUUUUCAGCAAGACUUCCCUGGAAAAUGACUUCUGUUAUUGAUGAACUUUUAAUUAUUGCAACAGCUGUAGGGAAUCUUUCUUCUCCUAUACUGUCAGAUGACAAAUUUUAAUUCAAAAUUACCAUAUUGUAAAUAAAAAUUAUUUUAAUAAUUGUGUAA